Pichia membranifaciens NRRL Y-2026 is the source of this 1692-nucleotide messenger RNA. RefSeq lists its product as hypothetical. The transcript has a single exon. Gene Ontology annotation, cellular component: mitochondrion. Gene Ontology annotation, molecular function: oxidoreductase activity. Lineage: Eukaryota; Fungi; Ascomycota; Pichiomycetes; Pichiales; Pichiaceae. The coding region runs from base 101 to 1204 and encodes 367 amino acids. The record is from RefSeq and is a predicted model, not a curated record.
AGCAAGUUAGCAGUUGCAAAACAGUAUUGACACCAAUAAAUUGUGCUUAAAAUAACCGAAAACCUCUUUUAGGGCAGGCAAACGAAGCAAGGAAACAAACAUGGCUGCAGUGAUCCCAGAACUACCACCAAUUGUGAACAAUUCGUUCAAAGUGAAGGCUGUCACUUACCACAGUUACAAGACUCCGUUGACGACCAAGGAGGUGGAGAUUCCUGUAACCGCAGGAUCGAUCGUCAAGCCAACAGAGGUUUUGUUACAAAUAAAGGCCACGUCCAUUAACCCUAUUGACUGCAUUUUCAAAGGCAUGAGUUACGGCUUCUUGGGGCCUAAGGACAAGAUUAUUGGAGGCGAUUUUUCCGGGAUCGUAGUCAAGGCGGGGGCAGAAACCAAGUUCAAGCCAGGCGACAAGAUCUUUGGUGACGUUUUGAGCGUCACCAGAAGAGGCUCUUCGUCUGAGUACAUUAUUUUCGAACCAAAAGUGGCGCAGGUCUGCGAGUUGAUUCCUGAAGGCAUGACUUUCGAGCAGGCGGCUUCUCUGCCUAUUGUCUCCGGAACAGCGUAUCAGUGUUUGUACUCGCAUCGUGGCUCCUUGGAAGGCAGCAACGUGCUGGUGCUUGGCAGUGGUACCUCAGUCGGCACAUAUGCUGUCCAGUUUGCCAAACACUACUUCAAGGCGGCCAAGGUUGUCGCUACGUGCUCUGCAAGUUCUGCAGAGAAGAGCAAGAAAGCAGGUGCAGACGUCGUUGUCGAUUACACAAAGGGGAAGAGUGUCAAGGUCAACCAGAUUUUGGAGUUUGUGAAGGAGCACGGCAAGUUUGACAUCGUUGUCGACGCCGUCAGAGACGAGGACUUGAUUCCAUACUUCUCACACGUUUUGAAGCCGGUUUCCGAGAACGGUAUCUUCUCUCAAGUCGAAGGGUCUUACACUAUCGACUACUCCCACGUCCACCUCUACCAAUUCGUCCCAAGUUGGAAAAAAUUUGUCUCGGUUGUCAAGUACAAAUUGGGUUUAUACGAUUACUUCAUUGAUACCGUUUUAUUGAUGAACACCAAGGGCUAUGGAGAUGCUGUCAGAACGUUGUGGGCAAACCGUGAGUUGAGCAUCCCUAUCGACUCUGUCUAUGAUGCUUACAGCGAUGCCCAGGUUGCUCUCGAAAGAGUUGCGUCUGGUAAGGCCAAAGGUAAGGUUGUUCUUAAGUUUUAAGGACCCCCUUCCAGUUCUUUUUCUUUCACUUCGAUUUUUGCUUUUAGCCGCUUUUCUUACUCAAAUUAAUAAUACGUGAUUUAGUUGUAUUUAGUAAAACAUUAUAAAGAAGCGUGGGGUUAGUUCCACCAGUACGGGAAAUGAAAGUAAAGCGAAGGUAGUAAUGGCGCAGAAAAAAACAUGCAGUUCAGAAAAGGACAAACACCUUUUUGUGAGUUUCCACCAAGCUUGUAACCAAUUCUAAGUUAUAGUCCGCAGAAACGAUCACCAAGCUAUCCAGAUUCGCACUUUUGACCGAAGGAACAGGCUCCGCAAGGGAUUUGUUUGUUUCGAGGGAAAGGUGAACGUUUCUGAAAGUUUCUUCGUCCGAAGACAACCAGGAAGAAAUUAUAUCGUAUGUUUCCGACUCGUUUUCAAUAUUGGUCAAAACAACGUUUGCAAUAAUAAGAUCUUUCCGACGCAUGAGAAUGUCAAAUAGCUUCAUUCCG